Messenger RNA from Peromyscus californicus insignis, 3621 nucleotides. It is a transcript of the gene Mfsd1, whose product is annotated as major facilitator superfamily domain containing 1. The coding region runs from base 73 to 1467 and encodes 464 amino acids. Gene Ontology annotation, biological process: transmembrane transport. NCBI's taxonomy places the organism in Eukaryota, Metazoa, Chordata, Mammalia, Rodentia, Cricetidae. Gene Ontology annotation, cellular component: lysosome. The record is from RefSeq and is a predicted model, not a curated record. The transcript has 16 exons. Gene Ontology annotation, molecular function: transmembrane transporter activity.
CGCACGCGGUCACGUGAGCGCUGUCUCCGCAGCCCGGCUUUUGCUUCCUGCUCCGCUCGGAUCUGCCGGCCGAUGGAGGAGGAGGAUGAGGAGGUGCGGGCGCUGCUUGGGGACCGCCCCGAGGGGGACAGCGCGGUCCGGGGCGCCCCGCGCGCUCUGCCCGCGCUCUGCGACCCCAGCCACCUGGCGCACCGGCUCGUGGUGCUGCUGCUGAUGUGCCUCCUUGGCUUCGGUAGCUACUUUUGCUAUGACAGUCCCGCUGCCCUCCAGACUCAGGUUAAGCGGGACAUGCAAGUGAAUACUACGAAAUUCAUGCUGCUGUACGCCUGGUAUUCUUGGCCCAAUGUAGUGUUGUGUUUCUUGGGUGGCUUUUUGAUAGACCGAAUAUUUGGAAUACGAUGGGGCACAGUUAUUUUCAGCUGCUUCGUUUGCAUUGGACAGGUUAUUUUUGCACUGGGUGGAAUAGUUAAUGCAUUUUGGCUGAUGGAGUUUGGGAGGUUUGUCUUUGGGAUUGGUGGAGAGUCCUUAGCAGUUGCCCAGAAUACAUAUGCUGUGAGUUGGUUUAAAGGCAAAGAAUUAAACCUGGUGUUUGGACUCCAACUCAGCAUGGCCAGAAUUGGAAGCACAGUGAAUAUGAACCUCAUGGGACGGCUGUAUUCCAAGACUGAAACUGCACUGGGUUCAGCCGGCCAUACGACCCUGGGAGUGACACUCAUGAUUGGGGGUGUGACAUGCAUUCUUUCACUAAUCUGUGCCUUGGUCCUUGCUUAUUUGGACCGGAGAGCAGAGAAAAUCCUUCAUAAAGAACAAGGAAAAACAGGUGAAGUCAUUAAGUUGACUGAUAUAAAGGACUUCUCCUUACCCCUGUGGCUGAUCUUCCUCAUCUGCGUCUGCUACUACGCAGCGGUGUUCCCUUUCAUCGGGCUGGGCAAAGUUUUCUUCAUAGAGAAAUUCAGAUUUUCUUCCCAGUCAGCAAGUGCAAUUAACAGUAUCGUGUAUAUCAUAUCAGCUCCCAUGUCCCCAGUAUUUGGACUCCUGGUGGAUAAAACUGGGAAGAACGUCAUCUGGGUUCUGUGUGCAGUUGCUACCACCCUCGUGUCCCACAUGAUGCUGGCCUUCACCUUUUGGAACCCCUGGAUUGCUAUGAGUCUCCUGGGACUCUCCUACUCAUUGCUUGCCUGUGCCUUGUGGCCAAUGGUGGCAUUUGUAGUUCCCGAGCACCAGCUGGGGACUGCAUACGGAUUCAUGCAGUCCAUUCAGAACCUCGGGCUGGCCGUCAUCUCCAUCCUUGCUGGCAUGAUACUGGAUACUCGGGGAUACUUGCUUUUGGAGGUUUUCUUCAUUGCCUGUGUUUCCUUGGCACUUUUUGCCGUGGUCUGUCUGUAUUUGGUGAACCGUGCCCGAGGUGGGAAUCUAAACUGUUCCGCAAAACAAAGGGAAGAAUUAAAACUUUCUCAUACCGAAUAAGACUCUGAAAUGAUUGGAGAAUGGGCAACGUGCACCACUGAUUGGAAACCUUUAUGAAGAUUUUCUUUUUUUUUUCUUUUAAAAAAAGUUAUUUAGAAAAAUAAUAGAGUGGAAAACAUAUUUAUAUUUUAAAUAUACCUACUAAAAGUGUGUUCAUAAAGACUGUUUUAGCCUGUGGUUUUUGUAACGUGAUACUAAUGAAUUCUAAUCAACAAUGAACAGUUUAGAAAAUUGGUCUGGAACAUUCAGCGAGCUUUAAGGACCAACCGUAAUGGUCUGCAAUAUUCUGUUGGGGUAGUUUUUAGUACAUGUAUCCUCAGGAUGAACGUUUUCUAUAUAUUAUAACAGGGAAAAGGAAAAGGAAAAAAACCCCACAAAAUAUGAGGGGGUGGUACAGAAGAUGUUACAUACAGAGUAAGUGAUGACAUUUUAGUUCAUAGAGAAUGGUAUACAAUUGCUUCCUGUUCUCCACUAGGAGAUCAUGAGUGCCAUUAAUGAUGGCUGCUGAGCAGCAAACCUGUGAAGUGUUUUGUUUGUUGUUGUUGUUUUUCCUAUCAGGGACAUAAUUUGUAGUACAAACACUCUGAAGAGUUUUUUCCCUUAAAGACAAUAUAAAAGCGUCCUUCAAUUUAUGAUGGCUACCUAUGUACAUGGGUACAUAAAACCAGUGCAAAAGUUAUAUUUUGUGUUUUCACUUUAUUUUUAAAACAUUUCAACACUGAUUUCAGUUUUCCUGUGGAAGAUAAUCUCCAGAAAUCAAAGCUGCAAUAAAGAAGUGUCCUAGGUACAGUCUCAUUGACUGAUUACAGGUGUAGGGUACAGUCUCAUUGACUGAUUACAGGUGUAGGGUACAGUCUCAUUGACUGAUUACAGGUGUAAGGUACAGUCUCAUUGACUGAUUACAGGUGUAGGGUACAGUCUCAUUGAAUGAUUAUAGGUGUAGGAUGCAGUCUCAUUGAAUGAUUACAGGUGUAGGGUACAGUCUCAUUGAAUGAUUACAGGUGUAGGAUGCAGUCUCAUUGACUGAUUACAGGUGUAGGAUGCAGUCUCAUUGAAUGAUUACAGGUGUAGGAUGCAGUCUCAUUGAAUGAUUACAGAUGUAGGAUGCAGUCUCAUUGAAUGAUUACAGGUGUAGGGUACAGUCUCAUUGAAUGAUUACAGGUGUAGGAUGCAGUCUCAUUGAAUGAUUACAGGUGUAGGAUGCAGUCUCAUUGAAUGAUUACAGGUGUAGGGUACAUGUGGUGCAAAGCAUUGUAUGCGUAAAGCUUUGCCAUCCAGGGGCUGGAGAGAUGAUAGGGCUUAAGGACAUUUACUCCUAAGAGGACCCCAGUUCAGUUCCCAGCAUCCACACGGGGCAGCUCCCAGUCAUCUGGAACUCCAGCUCCAAGGGAUCCAGCACCUUCUUCUGCCUUCCUCAGGCUCUUGGGCAUGUGAGAGCACACGCACAUGCACACACACGCACACGCACGCACACGCACACAAAUAUAAUAAUAAUGGAUCUUUUAAAGAGCACAGAAACAGUUUGAAAAUGCAUUCCUUCUCUUUUUGAGUUAUCAUUUAUUAUGCCAUUCUUCACUUGUUAGUUUUGGGGCUUUGACCACAUGUGGCUGUUGUAGCACACGUCAAGUAUGAAGUUGUCGUUGCUGUGUGUGCUGGCUGGCUCCUGUGUCCUGGCCUUGUAGGGAGCCUGGCCCUCUCACAGUCUUUGUCCAUUGCUAUUUGCUUCUCUUAGAGUGUCCUCUAGUGCACACUCUAACCUGGUUUCACCUGGUUUAAACAAAAGCCUUAGUUCCCAGCCCAGAACCAUUCUUCCAUACAGAAACUCCUCCAGACUGCUCAGGCCUGAUAACAAUCCAGGAUGCCUAUGGACUUUGAAAACCUUGGACUUGGCCUUUUUAGCUUGCCUCAGUUUGUGAGGAAUUUGUGGCAGUGUGGGUUUAGGGUCGUGUGUUUUCUCUUCCUUAGACUGUCAACUCCAUGAGAGCAGGGACAUUGGUUUGUUAGUGAAUGUAUCCACAGUGCCUAGCACAAUGUAUGUACAAAACUUGACUUUUUUUUAACUGAUGUGUAAAAUAAAAAGUAAUUGGAGUAACCUGUUUGGAGGAUAAAAUGGCAAUUCAAAUAAAAAGACCCCCAAAGGGUUGGUGGGCUGCA